Molecule: messenger RNA, 3135 nt
Organism: Ochotona princeps (American pika)
Lineage: Eukaryota; Metazoa; Chordata; Mammalia; Lagomorpha; Ochotonidae
Gene: ADO
Product: 2-aminoethanethiol dioxygenase
Exons: 1
Coding region: 363-1178 (271 amino acids)
Cellular component (GO): mitochondrion
Molecular function (GO): oxidoreductase activity, acting on single donors with incorporation of molecular oxygen, incorporation of two atoms of oxygen
Source: RefSeq, a predicted model, not a curated record
GCUCUGCGGGGCCCCCCACCGGCGCGCCCGGCCACUGUCGUCGGUGCGGGCCGCAUGAAUGGAGCGCGGGGCGUGAGGCGAAGCCUGGCACCGUCCGCGCGGCCGGUCCCUGCUCCCGGAACGUGCGUGCGCGCGCGGAGGGCGAGCGCGCGGGGCCGUUAGCGGCGCGAGGCUGCCGAGGUGAGAGCGGCGGCGCUGCCGGCGGAGCCGCGCGCCCGACGGGCCGGGACUCGCGGGGCCUCCCGCCUCGCUCAGGGCUGCGGGCAGCCGUGGCGGCCGCCGGGGACCGCAAGGGGCGGAGGAGAGGAGGAGGAGGUGGUGGAGGAGGAGGCCGAGCGCGGCCCGCAGACGAACAGCCGAACAUGCCCCGAGACAACAUGGCCUCCCUCAUCCAGCGGAUCGCCCGCCAGGCGUGCCUCACCUUCCGGGGCAGCGGGGGCGGCCGCAACGCUGCUGCCGAGCGCGGCGCCGCUUCAGGCCCCGAGGCGCCGCUGUCCCCGAGCUUCCCCGAGAACCUGAGCAAGCUGCAGAGCCUGCUGACUGAGAUCCGCGCCGAGGACCUGAACAUCGCCCCGCGCAAGGCCACGCGGCAGCCGCUGCCGCCCAACCUGCCGCCCGUCACCUACAUGCACAUCUAUGAGACGGACGGCUUCAGCCUGGGCGUGUUCCUGCUCAAGAGCGGCACGUCCAUCCCGCUGCACGACCACCCGGGCAUGCACGGCAUGCUCAAGGUGCUCUACGGCACGCUGCGCAUCAGCUGCCUGGACAAGCUGGAGGCUGCGGGCGGCCAGCGGCCGAGGGCCCCGCCGCCCGAGCAGCAUUUCGAGCCGCCGCUGCAGGCCCGGGAGCGGGACGCUUUGCGGCCGGGAGUGCUCCGCUCGCGGGCCGAGUACACCGCGGCCAGCGGCACCUGCCUGCUGACCCCGCACCGGGACAACUUGCACCAGAUUGAUGCCGUGGACGGGCCCGCCGCCUUCCUGGACAUCCUCGCCCCUCCCUACGAUCCGGACGACGGCCGGGAUUGCCACUAUUAUCGGGUGCUGGAGCCCGUCCGGCCCCAGGAGGCCCCUGCCUCAGCCUGUGACCUGCCCCGAGAGGUGUGGCUCCUGGAGACCCCGCAGGCCGAUGACUUCUGGUGCGAGGGAGAGCCCUAUCCAGGACCCAAAGUCUUCCCUUGAAGCCGCCAGCGCCCCAGGAACCAUGGGCCGAAGACGUCCCCCUUCCCAGUGGGCGGACUGGCCACUGCGACCCACCACAAGGGCUCUCUUCCUCUUUCUGUCUCCCUCGCUCUCUUAACACCCCUCCAUCUCCCCAAGACCAGGCGUUGGAUCUACUGGAAUGAGCAAAAGCCACUUCCUCGGGAGCACGGGCACCUGGACAGCAGCCACCGGGCACGGUUAUGGGGGCAGAGUGGGCGGGCGGCUGGGCUGUUUCCUGGCUUUGAUUUGGGGGGGAGGAGGGCCGGGGACGCUCCGGAGCGCUUCCAUCCUAAAGCCAUACUGAAUUGUGCGUCUCUCGUUCCCAUUCUAGGACAGCCACACUCAUGGCUCCCCUCUCCACUCCCGCCCCUCAACCUCGGCAGAGGGCUUUACACUCCUGUCCUACUCCUUAGAGGUUUAACUUAAACUGUGCAUGACCCAGUGGUUUGAAUUGUUUUUAGUUCAAGUCAUUGGUUAAAAGGUUUUAAAGACAUGAGCUCCUUUCACACUGAGCUAGCUAUCCUCGUUAUGGACUCGUGGAAAUGAUCGUUCCCCACUUCCCCCCGCCACAGUUUGCGGCGCAUCCUUACUACAUAACUAUGCAUGCAGAAGGACAAGAUGUCUUUGUUCCCCUUGUCCACUGGCCACGGGCUGGUUCACUCAGGCAGCACCCACUACAAAAAAUUCACCACCGUCAACCCUGGGUGACACAGGGUCACUUGGAGCCUCCCUCCUCCCCCACACCCACCCCCAGGCCCAGAUCUGUGGGCUGAGGCAGAUUGUUCAUUGCAAAUCCACCUCUCGUGCAAAGAUUGUAGUACCCUCAAGUGACUUUUUUUUCCCUUGUUUUAGUUACUUUAAAGAAGUGAUAGGGUAAUUCUUUAUCUAACCAGGAGAUUCAGAGGAGCUUCCGCAUGACUGAAUGUAAAACACCCCUAGCCAGCUAUUGAAUUCCAUUUACUUUUGACAUCUUCCAGUUUAAAAAAAAAAAAAAGACUACUUUGAUGACUGUUUCACAUUUCUCUCAGGAACUCUUUGUGUUCCGGGGAGCUGGGGGAUUCAGCAAGCCAUGUCGCUGGCAGCGUUAGCUCAGCCCUGCCCCUCAGCUGGGACGAGCAAGGGCUUGCUCCAUCUAGUGUGGUCUUCCCUAGCGAGGGAGAGAAGGAGCCGAUGGUCAGGGCUGGAGAACUGAGUGCUAACUGUGCCACUGGCCAUCCCAGGGCCCCAACGCGGGGAAGAAAUACUUCCCUCUCCCACCUCCUGAAAGGAGCAGGUGUGCUGUAACUGAUGUAGUUGUGUCCUUUUAUAGGGUGAGCAGCUUCAUUUGGUGUACCAGUAAUACUGAUCCCACUUAUUUCAGGCCCUGGAGCACUGCUUCCCUCCUUUUUACUAUUUAUAGGAUCUCCUUUCCUUCCCCCCCCCCUUUUUUGCCACAAAACUUUUAACAAAAUGAAACUGUAGAAAUAAACACAUUCAAAUCUGCCCAUCUGUUGUGUAAGCCCUCUUGAUUGACUUGCCCAGGUGGCAAUCGAGUGCUACUAUCUUAUCAAGGGAGGUCGGCUAGUCCUGGCGAAAUAGUCUCCCUCCAAGGAUAAAGUUUGUGCCUUUGCCUUUUUGUGUACACUGGGUGGCAGAGUCCUAGGGGGAAGGAUGAUUCUGUUCUCAAUUUUUAAAACAGUAUGUAGAAGCAAAUUAUUAACAAAUGAGACAACAUGUUACUAUGCUAUAAAACCUAACACAGGCGUAAUACCAAGCAUUUCCUCCAGAGUUGCUAAAAUUGUUUUAUUGUAGUUUCACUUUAAGGUGUGGUUUAAAUGCCCUGGAGGCAAUUUGGAACAGCCCUUUAUGUUACUCAGUUUGGAAGUGGACUCCAGAAAUGCAAAUGGUGGUUUUCUUAGAAAAGUUCUUGCAAAAAAACUUUUUUCUUCAUAGCACA